UAAUGUAACACUUCCUGGCUUGAAAGAAGUCGCGUGUUUUAAAACUUUUGCACGACGAACCUACAUGGGUUUUUUCCCCAACGUCUUUGUAUUGCUACUACAGCUAAUGACCUGUGUAGUAGCUUCAUAUAAUUAAUAUGACACAAUGUUAGUUUGAAAUGCCGUUGUAACUUAGUAAGUAACAAGCUUGUUCUUUGCAUGACUAGAGUAAGCUAGCUAGCCGGCUAACGUACACUAGCUACCGCCCGGUAAGUUAGUUCAGGAAUUGUUGGCCCAUGCCAUGUGUCUCAUUCUGUAUCGAUUAAAACGUAAUUUGGCAUAGUAUAUAGCAAGCAAGGCAACGUUGUCCAAAAGGAAUUUGUUUUGUUGAGUUCAUUGACUUGUGUUAGUUGGUAGUAUUAAUUGAGGCUUAAAAGAACGGUAGUAUCAGCUAACGUUAGUCCAACAUGGUCUUCUUCACGUGCAAUGCGUGUGGUGAAUCACUAAAGAAAGCCCAAGUCGAAAAACAUGUGAACAUGUGCCGUGGAUGUGAAAUUUUGUCAUGCAUUGACUGCGGGAAAGACUUUUGGGGAAAUGACUACAAGAACCACAUCAAAUGCAUCAGCGAGGAUCAGAAGUAUGGAGGCAAGGGCUAUGAGGCUAAGUCCAACAAAGGGGAUGUCAAACAGCAACAAUGGAUUCAAAGGAUCCAAGAAGCCAUGAACAAACCAGGAAUCGGUGCCAAGCUGAAAGAUGUUCUAAAUCAAGUCAGUUCGUAUGACAACGUCCCACGAAAGAAGUCGAAGUUCCAGAACUGGAUGAAGAACAGUCUGAAGAUCCACAAUCCCACGCUGCAUGACCAGGUGUGGGACAUCUUUUCAGCAGCAACCAGCAGCCUGGCUCCCGAAGCCCCGAAUCAGACUGAGGAACCCAGGCAGUCUGUUGCUGAAAGCAAGACCGAGACUAAUGGGAGCAAUCAGAAUGGCACAUCGGAGGAGCCACCACCAGAGAAGAAGAAGUUGAACAAGCGUGAGCGCAAAGAGGCAAGACAAAAGAAAAGCGGGAAGAAAGAAAAGAAAGCCCCGGAGAACGGUAGCACCGAGGAGGAGGAAGCAAGCGCAGGCAAACGAAAGGACAAAAGGAAGAGGAGUUCUGAGGAAGAUGGGGAGCAAAAAGGCCACGAUGCUGGAGGAGAGGUGACCACCAAGAAACGGAAGACCAGUAAAAAGGACAGUUCCGAAGAUGACCAAAACACAGAAGCGGCUGAGGAGGAGGCAGAGGGUGCUGCAGGAGAAGCAAGUUCCAAAGGCAAGUUCAAUUGGAAAGGAACAAUAAAGGCAGUCUUAAAACAAUCUCCUGAAGAAGGACUUGCGGUGAAAAAACUCAGGAAGAAGGUUUUGUCAGCUUACUACUCAUUCAGCGGAGAGGGGAAUUUCAAAUCAGAAGAGGAGCUGCUCGCACUCUUCAACAAGAAGAUUAAAGGCAACCCCAAGUUUAGAGAAUUAAAAGACAAAGUUAGACUUGUGAAGUAGAUCAUGAAUUCCAGCGUGGCUGUUUUAACAACUCACCGUCAUCUUCAGUGGUAUGCGUGUCAUUUUAAAGACGUCAUCUGAAAGAUUAAAUCAUUUUUCAACACCAAGUCAUAACCCUUUACUGACUUUUAAUUGGUCACCAAUGUUGUCUUGUUUCUUUAAGACUAGAAACAAUGUAGGCUUUAGUGUAAAGAGCCACUGAACAUGCCAAUUUGCACAUAUUUUUCUGUUGCUCGUUAGGAAAAUGAGAUUUCAGUCUUGGAGGUGUGUUUCCUGAAAAAUUCCACGUUUGGUUAAUGAUGUUUGUCCCCUAUGAGACACUAGCCUAUUUCAUGUCCUCAAAAUCCCCAUAAAGAAUCUAGAACUCAAGAACUCCGUAAUAAAUGUUAACGCCUUUGCCGAGGAUGUUUUAGUUCAGCAAUUUUACAUUUAACUAAGGUGUUUGGUGCAGUAUUUCUGAAGUUAGAAAAUAUGAGACAUGUUGUCUUAUGUAAAGAAAGUCAGAGCUUCUGGGCAGGUCUGCCUCACUGUCUAUGCUAUUGGUUAAAGCGCAAUCACCGCAGCUGGUCAUCCCAUGUUAGUGGGGAAAUGGUCAUUGUCAAAUCAGCACCCAACCUUCAUUUACCCAUUGUGACGUACGGAUGUUCCAAACUCUUUUGGACAUGACUGACUAUUUAAUAUAUGAUUAUUUACACUGUAGUCAAUUCUGACACUAGAAUAACUGUUUCUGACUCCUAUCCAUGCCAAAUGGCUGUUUUCAACAGUCACUCUGUUUGCAACAUGUUCAUUUUAAUAGAGACACUUGUUUAAUGAUUGGUGUGAACAGACCUAAUGAGUGUUCUGUAAAAGCAAGACUGACAAAUGGAGGUGGUUCAGAAGCACUCGUGUGAUAAGGGCUUACCAAGAAAAACUUCCAAACGGACUUAUUCGAGACAGAAUUUGGAGCACUUAACAAAAAAGGCAGAGAUUAAUCAGUUGAAUUAUUCCUUUUGGAAGUUUUUCUUGAUUAGCCCAUUCAAUGGAUGUUUGUCAUUGUUGUCUAACACCCCUCCUAUUUUCCUGUUUGCUUUAGUGCGGAGGCCCACCUGGACUCACCCCAGGCUAAUACUUAGGCUUUAGUCCAGCAAGAUAAACACUGUCUUGUUGCA
Oncorhynchus masou masou (cherry salmon) is the source of this 2659-nucleotide messenger RNA. It is a transcript of the gene lyar, whose product is annotated as Ly1 antibody reactive homolog (mouse). Bases 447 to 1511 code for a protein of 354 amino acids. Gene Ontology annotation, molecular function: DNA binding. Gene Ontology annotation, biological process: negative regulation of transcription by RNA polymerase II; rRNA processing. The record is from RefSeq and is a predicted model, not a curated record. Lineage: Eukaryota; Metazoa; Chordata; Actinopteri; Salmoniformes; Salmonidae. The transcript has 8 exons. Gene Ontology annotation, cellular component: nucleolus.